Messenger RNA from Cygnus olor (mute swan), 3028 nucleotides. RefSeq names its product ectonucleotide pyrophosphatase/phosphodiesterase 1 (gene ENPP1). Lineage: Eukaryota; Metazoa; Chordata; Aves; Anseriformes; Anatidae. Gene Ontology annotation, molecular function: metal ion binding; phosphodiesterase I activity; nucleic acid binding. Gene Ontology annotation, biological process: inorganic diphosphate transport; regulation of bone mineralization; ATP metabolic process. Gene Ontology annotation, cellular component: cell surface. The record is from RefSeq and is a predicted model, not a curated record.
GGCUCCGGGCAGGGCAACGGGGAGACGGUGGCCAUGGUGGCGGCGGCGGGCAACGGGCGGAGGGAGGGCCCCGCAGGGACGGGGGCGGCCGACGGCGAGCUGCGGGCCGCGGCAGUGCCCAUGCUGCCCGCUAUGGAGGUGGCCGAGGAGCCGGAGAAGGCAGCGGGAGGCAGGAGCAAGGACCCCAACACCUACAAAGUGCUGUCCCUGGUACUCUGUGUCUGCAUGUUAACGACAAUCCUAGGAUGUAUAUUUGGCCUGAAGCCGAGCUGUUCAAAAGAUGUGAAAACCUGCAAAGGCCGUUGCUUUGAAAGGUCUUUUGGAAGCUGCCGUUGUGACAGAGAUUGCGUCAAGCAUGGAAACUGCUGCUUAGAUUACCAGGAAGCGUGCAUAGAACCAGCUCAUAUAUGGACCUGUAAUAAAUUCAGGUGUGGAGAGAAGAGGCAACCAGAAUAUCAUUGUUCCUGUGCAGAUGAUUGUGUGGAAAAAAACGAUUGCUGUGUCAAUUAUAAUGCUGUUUGUAAAGGAGAGGCAAGCUGGGUUGAAGAAGAGUGUGAGGACAUUACUGAACCUCAGUGUCCAAAAGGAUUUACCAAAUCUCCGGUGUUACUGUUUUCAUUGGAUGGCUUCAGAGCAGAAUAUUUGCAGACGUGGGGUAGACUCCUACCUGUUAUUAGCAAAUUACAGAAAUGUGGAACAUACACUUCCAGUAUGAGACCAGUGUAUCCUUCAAAAACCUUUCCCAAUCAUUACUCCGUUGUCACAGGACUGUAUCCUGAAUCUCAUGGUAUAAUUGAUAACAAGAUGUAUGACCUCAAAAGAAAUGCAUCCUUCACCCUUAGAAGUGAAGAGAAGUUUAAUCCACAGUGGUACCAAGGACAGCCUAUCUGGCUAACAGCUAUGUACCAAGGUCUGAAAGCUGCUACGUUCUUCUGGCCUGGAUCAGAUGUAGCAAUUGAUGGGACCUUUCCAAAUCUGUAUGAAAAAUACAAUAGCUCAGUCCCUUUUGAAGAAAGGGUGGUAACUAUUCUUCGCUGGCUGCAGUUACCUGAAGAUGAAAGACCACACUUUUACACUCUGUAUUUAGAAGAACCAGAUUCCUCAGGCCAUAAGUUUGGACCAGUAAGCAGUGGAGUCAUUUUGGCACUACAGAGAGUGGACAACAUAGUUGGGAUGCUGAUGGAUGGUCUCAAACAGAUGAACUUGCAUAAGUGCCUGAACAUUAUUUUUAUAUCAGAUCAUGGAAUGGAAGCAGGGAGCUGCAGGAAAACAGCAUAUCUGAGCACCUACCUGGAUAAUGUUCAAGAUUUCAUAUUAGUACCUGGUCCUGCAGCUCGCCUUCGACCUAAUAAUGUUCCAGAUGAGUAUUUCUCUUUUAACUAUGAAGGCAUUGUCAGAAACCUCACAUGCAGAGAACCAAAUCAACCUUUCAAAGCUUAUAUGAAACACCUUCUACCCAAGCGUUUCCAUUAUGCCAACAAUGACCGGAUUGAACCAUUGCACUUUUAUUUAAACUCCCAGUGGCAACUUGCUAGGAAACCAUUUGAGAUUAAAAGUUGCACAGGUGGAUUCCAUGGCUCUGAUAAUCGCUUCCCCAGUAUGCAGGCUAUCUUCAUUGGUUUUGGACCAGGAUUCAAGUUUCAAACUCAGGUUGAUCCAUUUGAAAACAUUGAAGUAUAUAAUUUAAUGUGUGACUUGCUUGAUGUGAAACCAGCCCCAAACAACGGAACCCAUGGACAGCUAAAUCAUCUUUUAAGGAAUCCCGUUUACAUCCCUCAGCAUCCCAAAGAAACAAUCCAUCCUUCUGAAUGCUCUGUUGUGGGACAAAGAACCUUUCCAGUGAGCCUUGGCUGUUCCUGCAGGACAGUGGGUUUGCCAGUAAGGGAUUUUCAACAGCGUUUAAAUCUCACUGAAACAGAAGUUAAGAAGACAGAGAAACUUACUUUGCCCUAUGGACGGCCCAGAGUUCUGCAGAAGAGACAUAAUUACUGCCUACUUUACCAUUACCGCUAUGUAAAUGCAUACAGCAAGGACUACAGGAUGUCUUUGUGGAAUGCGUAUACCAUUAACAAAGAUGACAAAUGGCUUUCUGCUACAGAAGAUAUCUCCAGCUGUUUACACAAGGAUGUUCGUAUUCCUUUUAAUCAUAACCAGACAUGUUCGUUUUACAACAAUCAUCCUCGGCUAUCUUAUGGAUUCCUUUCUCCUCCAAAUUUGAUGACAGAUGCAGGGAAGCCUCACUAUGAUGCCUUGCUUACCAGCAACAUUGUGCCAAUGUAUCCUGCAUUUAAAGUGUUAUGGAACUACUUCCAUCAAUACCUGCUGCCUGAAUAUGCUGCAGCCAGAAAUGGUGUCAAUGUAGUCAGUGGUCCUGUGUUUGAUUAUGACUUUGAUGGACUGUAUGAUACCCCAGAAAAGGUGAAAAGACACCGUGGUAACUCAGAAGUUCCUGUUCCAAGUCAUUUCUUCAUUAUGCUGACUAGUUGUAAAAAUACUUCUGAAACUCCUCUGGAAUGUGAAGGGUCUCUAGAUGCCUUGUCUUUCAUUGUGCCUCACAGAGAAGACAACAGUGAAAGCUGCGCAGAUGGCAAGUCUGAGUCUUUGUGGGUUGAAGAGAGAAUGAAGUUUCACACAGCUCGGGUCAGAGAUAUAGAAUUACUUACAGGACUCAGCUUCUAUCAAGACAGAAAACAGCCAGUAUCUGAGAUUUUACAGUUAAAAACAUAUUUACCAACUUUUGAAACAGUCUGAUUUUUCCUAUGGAAUGUUGUUGUCCAUUUCACAACUGAUUUGUAAAUAGACUGUUUUUAAUUAAUGAAAAGUUUUUUUUAAAUAAGCUGGAACAUUUAUUGAGAUCUCUUGACCAAAAUGCCAGUAGGGAGGAGAGUGUGUGCCAUAUUUGUAUCUCAGGGACUCCUGAUGGACUAUGUAUAUAACACAGGACGGCAGCUCCUGUCAUUCCCACUUGAAUGUGGUAAACCAUGUCCAUUAUUAAAUGUUAUUGGCAUUUGAUCAUCAUAGUCUGAGA